UCAGGAAGUAAAGCCGAGAUGGUCCGUGAGGAGCUGACGGUCCGUCUUAAUGACCAGGAGUACAAAAACUGGCUGAAGGCAGGUCGGUGUCUGCUCAUCCUGAAGGAUGUUCUCCACCCGUACACCGACCACCACAUGAGAGCUUUCCACAAAGACCUGCUCAACCAGCACGCGCUGCUGAGGACUCCCUGCCGCACAGCUUCAUGCAAACCAGCAGGGAAUAAGCUUUCCUCGCCUUGCCGGGUGUGUUUAGAGUGGCAGAAGGUGAUCCUGAGACACCACAGACACCCUGAGGCCGCCAUCAACUGGGCCAACUGUUUCCCUCCAUACUGGAGGACGGACCACUGGGAACUGGCCAAGGCGUACAUGCCCCGGGGUCAGUCCAAGGUGAAGGGUGCAGCCCAGUGCGACGCCUCUGCUCUGCUCAACCUGAUCAGCUUCUGUAAAUGUUUCUGUUGUGUGGACCCAAAGCUAGUGAGACAGGUGAUCCAGUACAGGAAUGAACUGAUGCACUCCUGUGAGUUCCGGGUGAAGGACGAAUGGAUCAAACUCUACCGCGGCACUCUCAAACACUUUGUCCAGCAGCUCAGUCAGGACGUCCCCCACAUGUCCACUGUGGGACAACAAAUAGAAGACAUGCUGACUGUUGAUCUGUCCAUAUGUGUCUUUGGUGUGGACCGGAUGGACUCCGCUGGACCAGACUCAGACGCUGACAGCCAAUUAGAGGCCAGCGCUGAGUUAGUCGGCCAAUGGGAAGCUGAGCUGCUCCAGGAGAUGUUGCAGGAGUGUCUUUGUGCUGAAGAUGGUGUCGAUUCAGAGACACAGGACACGGAGCAGCUGAGGAGGCUGCAGGCCUUCUUGCAGGCCAACCAAGAUCUCAGGGAGAAGUUUUCCUCUGAGCUCCAGACCAUCACCACUCUGGAGGUGGGACAAUGAGGAGACAGACGAUCACAUCACACUGCUUUACUAAUAAUCAACACAACACGGACUUUGACUUAUUAUUCCUGAAAAUAAUUCACUUCAUGAUUCAUGAUCAGAGAAGAAGAAAUCAUUUAGUUCGAGAAACUUUUUUUUAAUUGUUUACAUUAAAACAAAGUAAAAGUGUUGGAUUAGGCACUUUAAACUGGAUUACAGUUAAUCUGCACGACAUCUGUGGAGGAGGUGUAUUGUUUUUGCAUAGUGACUUAAUUAAAACUGUAUUUAAUUAAAAACUGUUAUAAGCCUGCAUGAAUCCAUCUGCUUUUGUUUUUACCAGAUAAACCAUUAAAAC
Messenger RNA from Nematolebias whitei (Rio pearlfish), 1270 nucleotides. RefSeq lists its product as uncharacterized. Lineage: Eukaryota; Metazoa; Chordata; Actinopteri; Cyprinodontiformes; Rivulidae. Bases 19 to 936 code for a protein of 305 amino acids. The transcript has 6 exons. The record is from RefSeq and is a predicted model, not a curated record.